AUGCCGCUGGGCCCGUGGAGGAAGAAAAACAAGUCGACCAAGGAGCACCUGGUGGACAACGAGGAGGUCGGCGGCGGCCACCACGCAGGUGCAACGGGCUCCCUGCUCGGCGCCGGCGGCAACAAGUUGCUGGGGAACGGCGCCGGAGGGUUGCCCCCGCCGCCCGCCAACCUGCGGCCGAAGUUGGUCUUCCACACGCAGCUGGCUCACGGGAGCCCAACCGGGAGGAUCGAAGGCUUCUCCAACGUCAAGGAGCUGUACGCCAAGAUUGCUGAUGCCUUUAACAUCAACCCACCAGAGAUUCUCUUCUGUACCCUCAACACACACAAGAUCGACAUGGACAAGUUACUUGGCGGUCAGAUCGGCCUGGAGGAUUUCAUCUUCGCCCACGUCCGAGGCAUCAAGAAAGAGGUUAAGGUGUUAAAGUCUGAGGACGCGCUGGGCCUCACCAUCACAGAUAACGGCGCGGGGUUCGCCUUCAUCAAGCGCAUCAAAGAAGGCAGCGUGGUGGACAAGGUGAAGGUGAUCUGCGUGGGAGACCACAUCGAGUGCAUCAAUGGCCGCAACAUCGUGGGUACGCGCCACUAUGAGGUGGCCCGCAUGCUCAAGGAGCUGCCCACGAAUGAGACCUUCACCCUCAAGCUGGUGGAGCCCAUGAAGGCCUUUGAAAUGCUGGAGCCAAGGUCGAAGGGCGCCAAGCCCAGUGGUGACAACAAGAUUGGCAACGGAAAGGCAACGCUGAGACUUCGCGCCAAAGGCCCGGCGACGGUAGAAGAGGAGCCGACAGAGUUUGAGGAGAAAGCAGUGAAAAAGGUGGAUGAUCUUCUGGAGAGCUACAUGGGAAUCAGAGACACUGAACUUGCGGCAACCAUGGUAGAGGUGGGCCGCGACAAAAAGAACCCGGAUGAGUUCGCCAUGGCACUGGACGAGACGCUCGGGGACUUCGCCUUCCCGGAUGAGUUCGUCUUUGAUGUGUGGGGGGCUAUCGGAGACGCCAAGCAGGGGAGGUUCUAG
This is a messenger RNA of Nerophis lumbriciformis (worm pipefish), 1014 nucleotides long. NCBI's taxonomy places the organism in Eukaryota, Metazoa, Chordata, Actinopteri, Syngnathiformes, Syngnathidae. The record is from RefSeq and is a predicted model, not a curated record.